AUGUCAAGUAAAAACGUGACAUUUGUGAAAGACUUUUUCAUUGUUGGUUUUCCUGGACUUCAUCCUAACUACUAUGUCUUUGUAUCUGCAAUUAUUUUUUUCAUAUAUUUGUGCAUUUUGAUAGGAAAUGGGAUUUUUCUUCUUUUGUUUGCAACAAACAAAAGUCUUCAUAAACCCAUGUAUUUUAUUUAUAUUAGUCUUGUGUUGUCUGAUGUAUUGUUCUGUACAUGCACCUUACCAAAGAUCAUUGCUAGAUACUGGUUCCAAGACGGGACCAUUUCCUUUGCAGCAUGUUUUUUCCAAAUGUACUUAGUGCAUUAUUUUGGUGUGGUCAAUUCCUAUACACUAGCUUUAAUGGCCAUAGAUCGAUAUAUAGCAAUCUGCUUCCCAUUUCAUUACCAUAUUAUUAUGUCAAACAGAAAUAUAGUAAUUCUAAGCAUAGUGGUCUGGCUUUUUGCUCAUCCUAGCAGUAUAAUGAUGGUUGUUCGGGCUUAUCCCCUUCCUUACUGCGGAGCUAACACCAUUGUACACUGUUAUUGUGAUCAUAUAUCUAUUACCAGACUUGCAUGCACAGACAGGACUCUAUAUAGUUUUCCAGCUUUUGUUUAUGCCAUGGUAGUACUGCUAGGAUCACUUGCCAUCAUUGUGCUCUCCUAUUCCUUUAUUAUUUUAGCUAUUCUAAAAAUAUCAAGUACUGAUGGGUGGCUAAAGACUUUUUCCACAUGUAGUUCUCAGCUUAUAAUAAUUGCACUGUUCUUCUUACCAAGGUGUUUUUAUUAUUUGGCUGCCAAUAUAGGUAUUACAUUUAAUGCUGAUUUGCAAAUAGCAAUCAUUAUGUUGUAUAGCCUGCUACCUCCAAUGAUCAACCCUUUACUGUAUAGCCUAAAAACAGGAGAAGUAAAGAAAAUCUUAUUAAGAAAAUUUAAAAAAGUCCAAAGUAAUUCAUUUAAUGCUGAUUUGCAAAUAGCAAUUGUUCUGCUGAAUAGCAUGCUACCUCCAAUGAUCAACCCUUUAAUCUACAGUCUAAAACCAGAAGUAGAGUCACUCGGUUUUAACCCCUCUGAACUGGUGUUUCCUCACAUCGUACAGGGCCAAUUGAAAGUCCUACAGGAACAGUGGUUGUCCACUGUACCCACCCCGCAAAAUAAAACUAUCCUAAAUAAGAAGGUGGGUAAGGCUGUGGUGUAUGAGGCACUAGUGGCUCAGCAGGUCUUACCUGAGCGUGAGAUGCUUCCGGAGGUCGCAGCUCAAGCUCUUGGUGCUGUGGGAGAAUGGUUGCGUGCUGCUGAACGCCCCCCGAGCAGCCACGGGCUUGCUCUGUAG
Messenger RNA from Silurus meridionalis, 1323 nucleotides. Its product is annotated as olfactory receptor 2AT4-like. Gene Ontology annotation, molecular function: olfactory receptor activity; G protein-coupled receptor activity. Lineage: Eukaryota; Metazoa; Chordata; Actinopteri; Siluriformes; Siluridae. Gene Ontology annotation, biological process: G protein-coupled receptor signaling pathway. The coding region runs from base 1 to 1323 and encodes 440 amino acids. The transcript has 4 exons. Gene Ontology annotation, cellular component: membrane. The record is from RefSeq and is a predicted model, not a curated record.